GAGGACAAGGACGAGCACGACAACGGCGACGACGACGAUAACGACGACGAGGACGAGGACGGAGGACGGCCGGUGGCGUGGGGGGUGGACAUCCACGCGGGAACUCGAGGCAGGCGCACCCGGCCGGCACGCACACACAUUCAUUCUAAGAUGUGAUUUCAAAAAUGGCGGAUUGCCCCUAUGCCCGUUGCAUACAGGAACGCAGACACAUCCGACGGGAGCUGCUGCGAUGGACAAAGAAUAUGGUCUUCGUAGUCGGUCUGGAACGGGUAGCGGAGGAGUUGAUGGGCCGUAGGAGAUGGAAGCAAUAUCAGGACACCCUGUACAGCGGUACUCGCAGCAGCGAAUCAGUGACGGCACAGCCCCACCACCGGCUAUACACGGCGUUCUCGUCGUCCUGCGACCCGGUGCCCGGGAACCUGGAACAAAUUGGGUCGCGUCCGCUUCAUCCUGUGUCCUCCUCGUUACCUACAACGAUAACCACCACAACGACGGUGUUACCGGCAACGACCUCGACGACAGCGGCAACGACCACGGCGGCCACGACCACCACCACGACCACGACCACGACUACGGGCCUGAUCAAGCAGGAAAGCCUGCAGAGGCAUCACCUGCAAAAUCACCAUCAUCUUCAGUCCUCCGUUCAAGAUCAUCACCAUCGUCACUAUCAACAGCAACAGCAACGACAGCAGCAACAGCAGCAACAGCAACAGCAACAGCAACAGCAACAACAACAACAACGGCAACAAGAAGAACGCCGUCUCAGGCCGGACGAGAUCAAGGUCGAGGUCGCGGAGGACGAGUUCGCGAACGGUGUCGCUCGGGAGGAAUCGGCUCCGGACACGUCGACGACGACGACGACGACGACGACGACUACGGUGACUGCGGCCACAACGACGACGUCGACGACGACGACACCGGGAACGAGCAACCUCGCGAGCACCAGCACCGCGAGCGGUACGAUCGCGACGAGUAUCGCGACGCCGAAUAUCGCGGCUGCCAUGACCACGGGUACCACCACGAUUCCGACCAGGCGACGACGCAAACGACGGCAAAACGACGGAGAGGCUACCGACGACAGAGAGGACGACGAAGAGAACGAGGAAGAGGAGGAGGGAAGAGGAGGAGGGGGCCAGAGCGAGGUGGAGAAACGGCUGAAGCUCGACGAAGACGUCGACAGGCCCAUCAGCCCCUUGAGGAGGGAGAAGGAUCGAGGAUCUCGAGAUUAUCCGACUGCCAACGCUACCGAUACGGAAGGGACCAAGGAACGAACGGAAGAAGUCGCGUUGGAGCGGACACCGGUGACGCAGGGAUUGUUAAGAGUAAAGAAGGAGGAGGAGUUGCAAGAAGUGCCGAGUUCUGGAGGCGGUCCAACGAUAUUGACGACACCGGCGUCGGAUUCGGAUGGGACCAGGUCAGGGUUGCCGUGUCGGGAGGUUGAAGCGGCCGCUAGGAACACGGUAGCACCGUUUCUCAUUGGCAGCCGACGCAACAGCCCACCGCCAGAAGACUGGAAGCCGCUAGACAAGUGUUACUUUUGCCUGGACGGCAAGCUACCGCACGAUGAUCAACCACCCCUCAGUCCGCAGAGCGACAGUAGCAGCAGCUCGCGAUCGGCCGAGUCACCGAUGUCGGUCCAGGUGGACCCGAUGGCGGCGUCCGUAGUCGCCGCGGCUCUCAGCGGUACCUACCCCACCUUACUGCCUCAAUGGUGUCUACCACCAAGGGAGGCGCCUCUAGUUGGGGUGCAGCCUCAUCAGGACAGUGCAACGUCGGCCGACCAACCUCUCGACCUCUCGGCCAAACCCAAAAAUUCUCAGGAUAACAACAUAUCUCUAUUGGAACAACAGAAAAUACCUCUGAGGGUGACAGCAGGUAUCGACCCCAAGAGUAUCUUUAAUUCUUGCUAUCGCGCGAAACCUCGUAUGACCGGGCCGGUAGCGGCCGUGGCGGCGGCAGCAGCAGCUGCGGCAGGCGUCGGUGGUGUCCCCGUGGUGGGUGCCGGGGGUGGCCGGAGGGCCUACACCGAGGAGGAACUGCAAGCCGCGCUUAGGGAUAUCCAGAGUGGCAAGCUCGGCACACGAAGGGCGGCCGUGAUCUACGGAAUACCGCGUAGCACCCUGCGCAACAAGGUCUACAAGCUUGCGAUGGAGCGCGAAAGGGACGCGUCCCUGACUAGCACCCACUCACACCCUCACGAGCCCGGCGCCCCAGCCACCACCACCACCACCAUCACCACCACCACCACCACUACUACUACAACUACAACUACAACACCACCAAAUACGACCCAAAACGCCUCCGCGACCACUCCGCCCCCGCAAGUGGAUGAGGUGGACGACAAAGAACUGUCCGGAGCGGAAGAGGAGAAAGAAGUGGAGAAAGCUCUGCUGAAGCCACUGUGGUCCUUGGAAGAUCUCGUCAGGUUAUCCGCACUCGAAGGAAGCGGCGGAGAUUCGCUGAGAACGUUGUUACAACGGGGAAACGAGACGGGAGCCGAGUGGCCAGGUCUUGAACACGCGAGCAUCGGUCCGUAUAUACAAAAGAUGCUCGCAGCAGCUGCGCCGUUCAAAGGCAUGGAGACGCAAGACUAUCGCAUUCCAGAGGUGAUGAGAAGGCUGAUGAGCGAAGACAAGAGGCUAAACAAAAGCGUAAACGGGGACCAGUCGCAGCCAUCGCAUCAGCAACUGCAUCAUCAUCAAUCGCACCCGACGCACCCGCAAGCCCAGGCACAGUCGCAGACGCAACAGCAACAGCAACGCGGCCCGAUGACGAACGACGACUUCAAUCCCAACAUCGAGGAGGAAGCGAGCGACAGUGCUCAAGGGAGAGCGAUUCUCAAGAUUCCGUCCUACAAGCCCGCGAGCACGCCCGGUUGUUCGAGCAAGAACGGCGAACCAACGUCAGCCGCUUUCGCGCAAGGAUUCGCGGCCGCGACCGCGGCCUCGAGUCCGGGCCUUCUGGAACGAGCGAGUCCGGCGUUCUCCGGCACCAGUAGUCCGACCAAUUCGUUGGUGGGGAAAACGGUGGCCGUUAAUUUCCGCGACGUGAUCGCCAAAAGCAUCAGCGUAAAAUUCCAAGAGGGCCAAGCGGUGGCAACGCCUGGAAUGCCCGGCUGUCAAUCGGCCGGUGUGGUACAGUCGCAGCAGACGAUAAUGACGGACCCGAGUCCGUUCAAGAGAGGUAGAUACACGCCGCCUCAGCCUGCGUCGCAGCAAGGCCAAUCGCAGGCGAAACCGCAGACCACCCAGGAGGCGAACAAACCGAAACCGGCAACCGGUGGCAAAGGAACUAGACCGAAACGGGGCAAGUAUAGGAACUACGAUAGGGAUAGUCUGGUCGAGGCUGUACGCGCGGUUCAACGGGGUGAAAUGAGCGUCCAUCGUGCAGGCAGCUAUUACGGAGUACCGCACUCCACCCUUGAGUACAAAGUUAAGGAACGACACCUGAUGAGGCCGAGAAAGAGGGACCAGAAACAGUCGGACGAUAAGACGAAGGAGACAUCGGCCGCGGCAGCAGCGGCGGCAGCCACCGCGAGUAUACGACCUGGUACGACGGACAAGAAGCCGCAAUUGAAACCGCAGAAACCGUUCACGUCACCGGGCGGUAUACCAGGACCGAACGGAAUCAAGAUGCCACCGUUCAUGGAGGGCAUGCCUCACUUACCGUUCGCGCCGUUCAAUUUUUGGAGUCCGCCGCCGUUCAUGCCAUCGCCGUUCAUGGCAGGGGCGCCGAACGUGCCGACCAUCCUGCCGGAGCAGUAUUUCGCUACCAGCAGGAUACGCGGCCUGCAGGAACAGCAAAGGAACGCCGCCAUGGUGCAACAGCAACAGCAGCAGCCACAGCACCCGCAACGGGAUAGAGACGGAAUCGGUGUUGCAGCGGCGGCCACUGCGGAAUCGCCGGGAACCUCGAGUUCUCGUAGCACGCCGAUGAGCAAAGCGCCGCGGGAGGUGUCGGAGAGCUUGUACGACGGUUCAGGAGCGAACGGCAGUUUCUUGGACAAUUUGAUCAGGUCGAGCCUCGAGACGGGAAUUCCAAGGGACCAGAGGGCAAUGACCGACACGAGGAGUCAGCAACAAUCUUCCUCGCAGCAACCGCUCCCGGAAUCGAUGAGGAGCAAAGCGUUGAUCGACCAACUGUGCAGAAACUCGAGGAGAACGCCGGUACCGAGGUUGGCUCAGGACAGUAGCGAGGACGAGAGCUACAGGGGACCAUCGGGAUCCGGGAGGCCGAUUCCGGAAAGGCCGGAACGCGUGCCCACCGUCGAUCUAAGUCCAUCGCCGUCGGAGCGAGGUCGCAACGACGACGGCAGCGAUCGACUCACGUCACCACCGACGCCUCUCUCGAUCUCGAGAGCCGGAAGUAGAGACGAGGACAGUACCCGAGACUCGAGGAUCGAUCGUAGCAGCAGGGAGAGCGACGUUCACAACGGUGGACAGGAGGAUCGUGACAGAAAGACUCUGACCAUUCAACAGCCGCAGCAACAGCAGCAGUUGAAUCACUACCCGGACUUACACAAUCUCUACGCCGUAUCAACUGACAAAAAAAGUGCCUGUGAUAGUAAGCUUAUAGUAGAUCAUUCGAGCCAGAAGACUCAACAACAACAGCAGCAGCAAAAGGAGUACGGUGCAGUGAGCGGCCUGGUUGUACAACUGCAACGGGGCUACAAUACCGGAAACAACAGGUCCGGCGAGCAGGCCAACAGCCAGCAAUCGACGGAGCAACGUGGACCCGUGAUCAGUAUGGAAGACUCCGUUGAGCAGUAGGAAAAAGUCGGUAUCGUUGAUCAGUAAAGUAUAGAGUAACGAUAUAAUAUGGCGAGCGAUCCGUGUACACGGUAAAGCCCAUUCCCGCCCAAUGCUCCGGCAUUUUACACACCACGUUGCCACGGUCGAGGAUCCUCGGCCUCCACUUUCUCUCUCUUUCUCUCUCCUUCGGUUCGCACUCGGUAUAUACCGGAUAAUUGUCCCUCUUGUCUCUCGCGAUCGGCCUCAGCCAUCGGCCAACGCAACCGACAAAGAACCGGAAAUCGUGCACGACUCCGUCGCGCGUCGGCUAUGAAAGCGAACGCGACGGUUUCCGAGGAGAAGUGCGUGAAAGCCGAGCACCUCCUCCGUUGGUGUGUGUGUGCGCGCGUGUAUAGGACGAGGGACGUUUCGAAAACGCGAAACGUGGCACGAAACGUGGCACGAAACGGUAGUAGCCCCAGCCUGACCCUGCCCUUUCCACCCCGGAAGCCCCUUGAACGUCGCGAGGCAAGUUCAAUAGAGGAAACAAAAGGAAACGGAAAAACGAGUAACGAAAAUGCGUAAAUGCUACCCAACCAUCCGUGAACCCACUGCGAUUCCAUCAGUUACACCACGCAUAUGUAUCCGGCACACUCGAUCUCCGUCCAGCUGACGGUAGGUCGUACCGGAACCUUUUCGACUAUGGCGAUAUUUCGAUUCGG
This is a messenger RNA of Eufriesea mexicana, 5452 nucleotides long. It is a transcript of the gene Eip93F, whose product is annotated as Ecdysone-induced protein 93F. The record is from RefSeq and is a predicted model, not a curated record. The transcript has 10 exons. Lineage: Eukaryota; Metazoa; Arthropoda; Insecta; Hymenoptera; Apidae. Bases 165 to 4769 code for a protein of 1534 amino acids. Gene Ontology annotation, molecular function: DNA binding. Gene Ontology annotation, cellular component: nucleus. Gene Ontology annotation, biological process: regulation of transcription by RNA polymerase II.